AUGACUGAGGGUCCGCAGAACGCCGGUAUCGGUGCCGUUGAGAAUGGCUUGCAUACUGCUCACCAACUCGACGAUGAUGAUGGAGCCAAGCACGACAGUAUCUCAGUGAAGCAUAUUGAGGUUACAAGCCAAGACAGUUACGGAGACAAAUUACGCGUGGAGCAUAUCCAUGGGCGAAGGUUAUAUCUGGCCUUCCUUGGCUGGCUAAUGACCGAGUUCAUGGGCUCAAUGGGAGGCAAUAUGUUGGCCCCGGCCAUACCAGUGAUAGCGUCCAACUUCAACGCUUUUGGCCAGCUCGGGUGGAUAAGUGGGGCCUUCUAUAUGACACAAUGCGGGUCUAUGCUUUUGUUCGGACAGUGUUCUGAGCUUUUCGAUGCAAAGUAUGUCCUGAUAGUGGCUAUACUCUUCAACAUGCUUGGCUCCGCUAUCUCUGGAGGAGCUAGUGACGUUACAUCACUGAUAGUUGGUCGUGCGGUGGCUGGAAUCGGCUCUGCUGGGUGCUAUAUCGCCGUUCAGGCCCUUGUCGCAUAUCUUGUCGAUCUCAAAUAUCGCGCCCUCAUUUUUGGACUCUUUGGACUCCAAAAUGUCAUUGCCGUCACUGCUGGCCCCAUCUCAGCUGGUGCCUUCUCGGACUCGGGCUUGUGGCGUAUGUGCUUUCUUAUCGUUCUCCCGCUUGGCACAGUCGCUAUCAUUCUCAACCUUAUUGUUAUGCCAUCUGUCCCCCCACUUCCACUCACUGAGGAAAUGGAACAAAGACUACAGAAGCAAAUCGGCGGGUUUCCCAGCUGCACACGAUUCGUGAAGGAAAGAGAAUGGGCCAAGCGAGUCUUGUUAGCUGACUGGCUGGGUUUCAUCCUUGCUACUGGCAGUCUGGUGUGUUUCGUCUUGGCGAUGCAGUGGGGAGGCUCCGAGUAUGCAUGGUCCAGCUCGCAUGUCAUUGGCGUCUUUGUCGGAUUUGUUGCCAUUGGAGCUGCUUUCUUCUUUGUGCAGUCUGUCGUUGCCUGGCCGCUCAUUCCACUACGAGUUCUACGUAACCGGACAGUGGUGGGUAGCUGCGUUAUGGCGCUGUCACAAUUCAUGUGCAAUCUUUUUGCUGCUACCUUCCUUUCCGUCAUAUACGAGGCUGGGUAUGGUUACAGCUCUCUCCGUGCUGGCCUUCAUGUUAUACCCUACUUCACAGUCAUUAUCGGGGCACAGCUUGCCGAGGGUGUUGUUCUGGCCUGGACAAAAAGGUACUGGUACUGGGGCUGGACAAGCCCCAUGAUUAUCGCUGUGGGUGGUGGCCUCUUAUACACCAUCAACUCAAGCACCAGCACUGCCCGGCUUAUCGGGUACCAGGUCAUCUACGGGCUGGGUAUUGGCCUUACACAGGGCAUUCCUAUUGUCGCGGUUCAAGCUGAUAGCAAGGAGCGAGAUAUAGCACAAGCCCUGGCGACCCUUGCGUUCACUCAGUUAUUUGGAGGAACAUGUGGACCGGUGAUCGGGAGCGCAGUUCUCGACGAGCAUUUAAGGGCCAACUUGAAGGAGAGAGACGUACCUGCCAGCACGAUUGCCGAAGUUAUCUCGUCAGUCAACAUAAUCAAGACGCUCUAA
Penicillium cataractarum is the source of this 1593-nucleotide messenger RNA. RefSeq lists its product as uncharacterized. Gene Ontology annotation, molecular function: transmembrane transporter activity. The transcript has 2 exons. Gene Ontology annotation, biological process: transmembrane transport. The coding region runs from base 1 to 1593 and encodes 530 amino acids. The record is from RefSeq and is a predicted model, not a curated record. Lineage: Eukaryota; Fungi; Ascomycota; Eurotiomycetes; Eurotiales; Aspergillaceae.